Chanos chanos (milkfish) is the source of this 2722-nucleotide messenger RNA. RefSeq names its product endoplasmic reticulum metallopeptidase 1-like. The transcript has 15 exons. NCBI's taxonomy places the organism in Eukaryota, Metazoa, Chordata, Actinopteri, Gonorynchiformes, Chanidae. The coding region runs from base 1 to 2664 and encodes 887 amino acids. Gene Ontology annotation, biological process: proteolysis. Gene Ontology annotation, molecular function: metalloexopeptidase activity. The record is from RefSeq and is a predicted model, not a curated record.
AUGGAGAGUGACACCACUAUACGGAGAAUUAAAUCCUACAGUACACAAAAUAAAUCAUCACAUGAGAACAAUGACACUGAGGUUCAGUAUGGAAACAACGGUUAUGGGAACGCGAAAAAGAAACCUGAAGUUAGUCUGUUCUUGUUAAACGAAGGAGUGGCAACGUUACUGGUUACUGUAUUUAUUUUGGUGUUAUGGGGACUGGUUCACUUAUCCUUACAGCAGCUUGUCAUAGGAAAAUCCACCGGAGAAUUCAAUGCUGUUCGGGCAAGGAGACAUCUAGAGAGUAUCACCAGAGUGGGUCCGAGGCCAGUGGGUAGUCCAGAGAAUGAGGUUCUGACUGUAAACUACCUGCUGGACCAAAUCGCUCACAUACAGAGUGAGACCAGUGCAGGCCUCCACACCAUCUCUGUGGACAUUCAGCGGCCGACUGGCUCCUUCAGCAUUGAUUUCCUCGGUGGCUUCACCAGCUACUAUGACCGUGUCACCAACAUCGCUGUCAAACUGGAACCAAAGGCUGGAGCUCAGCACCUUAUGCUAGCCAACUGUCACUUUGACUCGGUGGCCAACAGUCCAGGUGCGAGUGAUGAUGCAGUUAGUUGUGCGGUGAUGUUGGAGGUGCUGCACUCCUUGGCUAAUCUCUCCUCUCCUCUGAAACAUGGUGUGGUUUUCCUUUUCAAUGGCGCAGAGGAAAAUGUCCUACAGGCAAGCCAUGGCUUCAUUACCCAGCACCCCUGGGCCAAACAGGUGCGGGCUUUUGUGAAUCUAGAGGCAGCAGGUGUUGGGGGGAAAGAGGUGGUCUUUCAGACAGGUCCUGAGAAUCCAUGGUUGGUUCAGGCUUAUGUUCAUGCAGCCAAACACCCAUUUGCAUCUGUGGUUGGUCAGGAGGUUUUCCAAAGUGGGAUUAUCCCAUCUGAUACAGAUUUCCGCAUCUACCGCGACUUUGGGAAUAUUCCAGGCAUUGAUUUGGCAUUCAUUGAAAAUGGCUUCAUAUAUCACACAAAGUACGACACUCCCGACCGAAUCCUGACCGACUCCAUUCAGAGAGCUGGUGACAACAUUCUGGCUGUCCUGAAGCACCUAGUCAUGUCAGAGAUGUUGGCGGAUUCCUCCGAUUAUCGUCAUGGUAACAUGGUGUUUUUCGACCUACUGGGCGUGGUAGUGGUAGCCUAUCCGGCACAAGUUGGUACCAUCAUAAACUAUAUGGCAGCCAUGGCAACGUUCCUCUACCUGGCCAAGAAGUGUUCCCUGCCUAGCAAUGUGGGUGGUCGUUACAUAUGGGAGUUGGCCUAUGCAGUUGGUGUGGUAGUGUUGGGCUGGUUCGUCACCCUGUUGUCUGUGUUGAUUGUGGCUCUUCUGGUCACUCUGAUGGGCCGUUCUAUGUUCUGGUACAACCACUUCUAUGCCUCCAUUUGCCUGUAUGGUGCUGCAGCUACUGGAAAGAUGGUUCUGAUCCACACACUGGCCAAGAACCUCUACUACGGGAACGUGCGUCGAAUGGAGCUGGGUGAGCUCUUCUUUGAUGUGAGUUUGUUGCUGUGGUGCUGUGCCUUGGUCUACCUGACCCAGCAAGGCCUGUGUUCGGCCUACGUGCCCAUGCUGAUGGUGGUGUUCCCCCUUAUCACGAAGGUGCUGCUCACCCAGGAGUUCAAACAAAGAGGUGCAUCGUUGAAGUAUUCAGUUUUGUACCAGUUGGGUUUGGCUCUGCCAUACGUCCACCUCAUGUUCCUUAUCUGGGUGGUGUUUGAGAUUUUUACGCCUAUCCUGGGUCGCAGUGGCACAGAAAUCCCUCCUGACGUGGUGCUGGCUUCGCUUGUCACCGUGGCGACCAUUCUUCUGUCCUCCUUUUUCUUGCACUUCAUUUAUCUGAGCAGAGGCACUAAGUGGAUUUUGGCAGGUUUGGGUACCAUCUUCACUGUGAUGCUGAUUCUGGUGUCCUUUGGGCUUUUCUUCCCUUACACGGCCGACCCGAGCAGCCCACGACCCAAACGUGUAUUUCUACAGCAUACUACCCGUACGUUUCACGGCUUGGACGGUUCUGUGGAGAAGACUGAUUCUGGAUUGUGGAUUAACAGUUUUGACUACACUGGCAUGAGUCACAUUACGCCUUAUGUCCCGGAGAUUAACGAGACCAUCCGAACACGCUGCCAGGACAAUCUGCCCUUCUGUGGCUUCCCAUGGUUCCUUCCCGUCAAAUUCCUUGUUAAGAAGAAUUGGUAUCUCCCAGCACCCGAAGUGUCUCCAAAGUCUCCGCUGGAGUUCCGGCUACUCUCCAAGAAGGAGACAGAGUGGGGCACAGUCAAAAUGACCUUUGAGGCCAAAGGACCGAGCCACAUGUCCCUCUACCUCAUGCCACACCCUGGGGCCAAGCUCUCCAGCUGGUCGUUUGGGGAUGGCAACCCUCGGUUUGACCUCAGCGGGGAAUACUUCAUCUUCUACUCCCAUGGUCUGGAUGCACCUGCCUGGAACUUCUGGUUUGAAAUCCAGCCACCCAGUUCUCCAGAACCCUCCAGUGCUGAAGGCAUGAUCUCAGUGGCCAUCUCCUCUCAUUAUUUCUUUGGGGAGGACCAGAAGACGCCCAUGCUUGAGUCCAUGCUCCAGAGGUUCCCUAACUGGGCUUUCCCUUCUUCUUGGGUCAGCACCUAUCAGAUGUACCGAUACUGAUGGCCCGUUUUGGGGCCCGAAUACCUGUCAUCACUCCACAUAUAGAAACACAAACAAA